Molecule: messenger RNA, 1018 nt
Organism: Sorex araneus (European shrew)
Lineage: Eukaryota; Metazoa; Chordata; Mammalia; Eulipotyphla; Soricidae
Gene: AIF1
Product: allograft inflammatory factor 1
Exons: 6
Coding region: 415-900 (161 amino acids)
Biological process (GO): ruffle assembly; actin filament bundle assembly
Cellular component (GO): actin filament; ruffle membrane
Molecular function (GO): actin filament binding; calcium ion binding
Source: RefSeq, a predicted model, not a curated record
UCCUGGGUCUGCACACAGGGAUCACUCCUGAUGGGCUUGGCGGACCAUACGGAAUGCCGGGGAUUGAACCCAGGUUGGCUGCAUGCUAGCCAAUGACCUACCAACUGUACUAUUGCUCUGGCCCCCUCUAGGCACUUCUUGGGCUAUUUCUUUCACACACAUCUGCACUGUCUUAAGAGGAAUUUGGGGAGAAUACCUUGUUGUUUCCAUUCUAUGCUGGGCUCCCCCUUCUUACUGGGCUGCUAGUGUCAGCAGAAGUUGAUGGGGAAGUGGGGCCUCGAGGAGGGGGACCGAGGGGAAAAGGGAAGUCUGGGAGGGAGGCAGGCCUCCCAAAGAGAUUGGUGAGAGAGUGUAGGCUGCAGACAGAGUCCUAGAGCUCGAUCUGUCCCCACCGGCAGCCCGGCCAGCUGAGCUAUGAGCCAGACCAGGAAUUUGCAGGGUAGGGCAAGAAGAAGAGGCCAGAGCCUGAAAUGGGGUGCAGGAGGUAAAGCCUUUGGGUUACUGAAGGCCCAGCAGGAGCAGCGGCUGGAAGAAAUCAACAAGCAAUUCCGAGAUGACCCCAAAUACAGCAGCGAUGAAGACCUGCCCUCCAAACUGGAAGCCUUCAAGGAGAAGUACAUGGAGUUUGACCUGAACGGAAAUGGAGAUAUUGAUAUCAUGUCCCUGAAGCGAAUGCUGGAGAAACUUGGGGUCGCCAAGACCCACCUGGAGCUCAAAAAGCUAAUCAGGGAGGUGUCCGGAGACUCUGGGGAGACUUUCAGCUACUCUGACUUUCUCAGGAUGAUGCUGGGCAAGAGAUCUGCCAUCUUGAAAAUGAUCCUGAUGUACGAGGAGAAAGCUAGAGAACAGGAGAAGCCACUGGGUCCCCCAGCCAAGAGAGAGAUCUCUGAGCUGCCCUGAUUGGUCAAAGACAGACAGGAUCAGAUUGAAGGCAAUGCUAAUGACCUCGACAUGAAAAAGAGGACAACGUUGUGAGCCUGAGUCAAAUUAAAUAAAUUCUCUCCCUUCUUCAGAUCAA